AUGGGUUCACUUAAGAUUGAUUCAGGAGUGGCUAGAGAUAUGUUUGCUGGGUAUGUAGUUGCUGGGGAUAAGCCUUUUAAUAUGGUUGAUGAUAGGAGAUUUAGAAAUUGGGUGAAAUAUAUUAGUCCAACUUUGAAACUUCCUUCUAGGAAUACGGUUAAAGCUGACAUAGUGAAAGUUUAUAAGAGAGAAGCUGCGAAACUUAAAAAAAUUUUAGUUUCCAUUCCAAAUAGAAUUUGCUUAACAUCUGAUCUUUGGACUUCCAGUACCAAUGAGGGGUUUAUAUGUUUGACUGCACAUUUUGCUGAUGAGAAUUGGAAAUUACAGAGUGAAAUUCUCAAUUUUUGUCAUAUGCCUCCUCCUCACACAGGAUUUGAAUUGUCUUCUAAAAUUUUUACGCUUUUGACUGAGUGGAAAGUUGAUAAAAAGAUUUUUUCCAUUACUUUGGAUAAUGCUUCUUCUAAUGAUACUUGUGUUGAACACUUGAAAAGUACUUUGGAUGUGCAUGGUUCAUUGGUGUGUGGUGGUGAAUUCUUUCAUGUUCGUUGCUCUGCUCAUAUUUUAAAUCUUAUUGUCCAAGAUGGAAUGAAAAUAUGUGGUGAUGCAGUGUCUAAGAUUAGAGAGGGUAUUAAGUUUCUGAGCAAAUCUGAAAGUCGAAUGGUUAAGUUUAAAGAAUGUUUUGAAGAUAUUGAGGGACUUGAGUAUACGACUGCAUUAUGUUUAGAUGUUCCUACUAGGUGGAAUUCACUUUAUGCAAUGCUUGCAAGUGCUAUUCCUUAUAAGAAAGCUUUUGAAAUGUAUAAAGUAAAAGAAGCUGGGUUUAGGGAGUUUUGUCCUUCAUCAGAUGAGUGGAGAAGAACUGAAAAGAUAUGUGAUUUCUUGUUACCAUUUUACGAAACUACCAAGUUGAUGUCUGGAACUUCUUAUCCAACAUCCAACUUGUAUUUUUUACAAGUUUGGCAAAUCCAGCUGAUUUUAAUGAAUAGUUUGAAGAAUGAUGAAGUGAUUAUAAGGAACAUGGGAGAAAAAAUGAUGAUUAAGUUCAAUAAAUAUUGGGAAGAAUACAGUGUUGUUCUUGAAUUUGGGGCAGUUCUUGAUCCUAGAUUUAAACUCAACACUUUGGUUCAUUGCUAUAAUGAGAUUGAUCCUAUUAGUGCUAAAGACAAAGUGGAGCUUGUGAAGAGUAAGUUAUACAAGCUUUUUGAGGUUUAUGACUAA
Molecule: messenger RNA, 1218 nt
Organism: Arachis stenosperma
Lineage: Eukaryota; Viridiplantae; Streptophyta; Magnoliopsida; Fabales; Fabaceae
Product: zinc finger BED domain-containing protein RICESLEEPER 2-like
Exons: 1
Coding region: 1-1218 (405 amino acids)
Molecular function (GO): DNA binding
Source: RefSeq, a predicted model, not a curated record